UGAGCUGUAAACUGCACCCAUCUCUCUCUCUCUCUCUUUUCCUCUUAUUUUUGUUAUCUUACCUCAGUUCAUUACUUAUUAACACAACAUAUAUCAUUAUUAACAUGCAAUAAUGCCAUCUGUGCAUUCUAGCCCGUGCUACCCUAUGGAAAAUCCGGCACUAGCAUCCUUACUCCGCCACACAUCAGGGGAGAAACGUAGUAAGUUCUCCACUGGAGGCCUCUUGAAGAUGUUCAAGCUGUUUCCUAUGUUGACCUCAGGCUGCAAAAUGGUGGCACUUUUGGGAAGACCCCGCAAGCCUAUGCUUAAGGACAGUGCCACCACUGGGACAAUCUUUGGUUACCGCAAAGGGAGAGUGAGUCUUGCCAUACAAGAGGACACGCGUCAAAUGCCAAUCUUUCUCAUAGAGCUACCAAUGCUUACAAGCGCUUUGAACAAAGAAAUGGCCUCUGAUAUAGUGAGAAUCGCGCUAGAGAGUGAGACCAAAACCAACAAGAAGAAGUUGCUCGAGGAGUUUGUGUGGGCAGUGUAUUGCAAUGGGAGAAAAGUUGGGUACUCAAUAAGGAGGAAACAGAUGAGUGAUGAUGAACUCCAUGUAAUGCAGCAUUUGAGAGGGGUGUCCAUGGGAGCUGGGGUGCUCCCUGGCACAUCUGAUAAAGAUUCUUCAGAUGGAGAAAUGACGUAUAUGAGGGCUAGAUUUGAAAGGGUCGUUGGUUCCAAGGAUUCAGAAGCCUUGUACAUGAUAAAUCCAGAUGGUGCUCAAGGCCCGGAAUUGAGUAUUUUCUUUGUUAGAGCUCACUAG
This is a messenger RNA of Abrus precatorius (Indian licorice), 802 nucleotides long. Its product is annotated as protein MIZU-KUSSEI 1. Lineage: Eukaryota; Viridiplantae; Streptophyta; Magnoliopsida; Fabales; Fabaceae. Gene Ontology annotation, biological process: hydrotropism. Bases 113 to 802 code for a protein of 229 amino acids. The record is from RefSeq and is a predicted model, not a curated record. The transcript has a single exon.